AUGUCAUCUCAUUUUGUUGAUUGGUUGAUUGCUCACGGAUAUGAAUCAGAUGCAUUCGAUCGUCCAGAUGUUGGACCAAACGGAAGUUUCGGUGGAAAGAGAAGAUCAGGUGAUCCAGUUGAAAAGGAGCCAGUUAUAUUCAUUCAUGGCUCUGGAGAUGCAGCUCUUUUCACUCAACAACCAUUGGCAACUGGUUUCAGCCGAAGUAUUCAAUACUUUUUGGAACAGAAUUAUACAGAAGCUGAGUUAUAUGCAACCACUUGGGGAGAUACAUGGGGAAGUGGUUCUAUGUUGGAUACUUACUCCACUAUUCACACUUGUGGAAAUCUGAUUUAUUUGAGAAGAUUCCUGGAAGCUGUAAUUGGUUACACUGGCGCCAAAAAAGUAGACAUAAUUGCUCAUUCAGUUGGUGUUCCUCUGAUGAGAAAAGUUGUUAAAGGAGGAACUUUAAUUGGAACAGACGGAAAUUGCACGUUGGGACCACCACUUGGAGCAAAAGUUGAUACAUUCCUAGGAAUUGCUGGUCCAAAUUUCGGUCUUUGCGUCUGUCAACUUGCUCAGACUGUACCUGCUUGGUGCAACGCUUUGGAUGGUUUGUAUCCUGGAUAUACUUGUCAAGAUCAGUUAUGGUGUGGAUAUACUUCUGGAAGUUGCAAACAGGAAAAUUACUCAAAUCUUCUUCAAAAAACGAAUGAUGAUCCGAACCGUGAAGGAGAUCAUGUCUAUGCAAUGUGGAGUGAUGUUGAUGAAGUUCUUUUGAAUCGUGGAAUGGUUUGGGGAAAACCAACAGCCAGAAUUCCAGGAAUGAAUGGAAGAUGGAUCAGUGAUCGUAAUGGACACGUGGCAAUGAAAGAUCUUACAGAAUUGAGACAAUUUGAAGCUAUUGUUCAUCACUCAAUUUGA
Molecule: messenger RNA, 903 nt
Organism: Caenorhabditis remanei
Lineage: Eukaryota; Metazoa; Nematoda; Chromadorea; Rhabditida; Rhabditidae
Exons: 6
Coding region: 1-903 (300 amino acids)
Biological process (GO): lipid catabolic process
Molecular function (GO): lipase activity
Source: RefSeq, a predicted model, not a curated record